UUACAAACUUUGUACGUAGUUGUGUCGUGUCUACCAUAUACAACCAUGAGUAAAGAAGAAAAGAUUAAAACCUUUAGAAGUAAAGGAAAUAUUUGUUUUAAAAAUAAAAAAUUCUCGGAUGCAAUAUCAUAUUACAGAGAAGGUCUACAGCUCGAUCCAGGAAAUCCGCAUUUAAAUAGUAACUUAGCACAGGCUUAUCUAGAAGAACGUGAUUUUGCAAGUGCAGAAUAUUAUGCUAAGAUAGCAAUUGCUAACAGCAAGGAUUCAGCAAAGGGAUACUUUCGAGCGGCGAAAGCCUCUGCUGGUCUAGGAGAUAAUACUAAGGCAAUAAAGUACUUGGAAGACGGGAUUAACUGUUGUAAUAUGUCAGAUACAGAAGAUCUGAGACAUUAUCUUCGGACCUUGUAUGACAAGGAUCCUACAUGCAUAGGUGUUACUUCCAAAAGUCCGCAAGAGGAUGUUAAUGAAAUUGAGGAUUUACCAUCUCUAACCUCAGAUUCUGACUCUGACGAGGACAUGAACAGCGACAAGCUGCGGAGUCGAUCUACAUCCAGAAUGCCUGCCAGUGCAUCAUUCUUGGGCGUUAAUAAGACAUCCGUUACUAACCAGCGUAGCGUUAGUGUGUCCCGUGAUAGCAAUAGUUACACAGACAUUAAAAAAAAUAAACCAAAGAUGAAGAAGAAGACAGCCCGCCAAGAAAAGGGUCUGUUUAUUGCGACACUGGAAACUAUAAAGAAAGAGAUGGGAGUAAAAGAAAUUACACCAGAACAGUUCUGGAGUAUGCAGCGAAACGAGCUUCAGUCACUUCUGAAGGAGGGGUCCGAAAUAAUGGCAAGUGGACUGUCCAGAAAAGCAGUUGAAAAAUAUAAAGCUGCACUUCAUAUGAUCCUGGAUCAUACUGUUGAGAAUUUCAAGAUGAAGGAAAUAGACCUCAUCGUGUUAAAAUACGCUCUUUGCAUUUGUUGGAUUCAACUGGCUGGUUAUGGAGACAUUGUCAAAGCCGUGGAGUACCUGAAGGAUAUUGAAGAUAAUCGGGUGUCUAAAUUCCCUGCUGUGUACUAUGGCUUGGGAAGGGCGUAUUAUAAAUUAAACAGAUAUAAAGUAGCAGCAGAACAUUUGGAGAAGGGUUUGUUAUUUUUGAAACGAGGAGUUACGUUUGAAACUCAUUCCUGGCCGGGAACUAACGAUGUUAUUUCAGAAACAACAAGAAAUGGUCUCGAGGACGGUCUAAAAGGAUUACUUAAAAUGUGUCGUGUUUACCAUGAACCUGAUGCGAUUUGUAAAUACAAUCAGUGUCAUAAAAUUAGUUCUCAUAUAAUUCCUUCGGAACAUAUUUUCUACAGUGAUCCAGAUUUUAGUGGUUUUGUUACUGUAAUUUGUCAAGAAAAAUGUAGAAUAGAAUACCAUUUGGGGUGUUGGAAAGACUAUAAAGAAGCUAUAAUGUCCACCGAAAUAGGGAAGUUGUCUGACAAGGAUUUUAUAGGAAGAUCUUGCCCAACAACAGAUUGUGUUACCCAGGCAAAUGAAUGUUCCGUAAUAACAAAAAUAGAGAUAGUGGGUGAUGAUGCAACUGUUAGGACUUCCAUUGAAGCCCCAAAGGUGGAGACACCUAUUAAAGAGUCCAAGAAAGCAAAGAAAAGGAAGAAUGAAAAAAGUACCGAAGUCGCUGCUCAGGAAAAGCCAAAAAGUAAGCCGGUUACAAAAAUAAAGAAAACUCUCCCAGAAACAGUGCAAACAGCAUCACAGGAAACACAGGCAACCAGCUCAGCGGAGGAGUUGGCAUUGCGACUCGACAGGCUAAAGCGUCUAAGAGAAUUUAAUUUUGGAUAUACAGAUGAUCAUUGGAAUCCAAAAGAAAAUCAUUAUGGUCGUGAAGAUAUACUUUCCUUGGAUCAUUUUUUGAGCCCUGAAAUUACUGAGGAGACUGAAGAAAGUAGAGGAAAAAAAGAGUUUAUUUUUUCAUAUUUCUUUGAAUUCAUACGAAAUGAAGGACCGCAGAAGAUUAAAGAAGUUGAACUGAAGUGGCAGAAUGAAGUUGGUAAAUUUGAAGGAGUGUAUGAUUGCAUGAGCUCACACACUAGUAUCUGCAAUUUUUUGCUUCAGUCGUACCGAUUUGCUACUAUUGAUGACUACAUGUGCCUUGCGGAACAGCUGGCUGAUACUUAUAAUACGGCAAAGACAGAACUUGUUGAGAGCUUGUCCUUCACUUUGAGUGGAUUUAUAAAUCGUACAGACCCAGUAACUGACAUGUCACUGAUCGACAAUAAUAUUAAAAUGGGAAUCGAGUACCCAAUGUAUGAAAAUCCCAAUGUGGUUCCUGAAUUUGAGUCAUUAUUAAAAAGUAAUAUACAUACACAUAUUUCUGACAGUAAAACAGCUGUUGAGUCCAUGCUAGGACCAUUUGCUGAUAAACCGUCAGGAAGUACAAGCAACAGUGAAACAUUAAUUCCUCAUGCUGGAGUGGAUGUUCUAUCAGAAGAUCCAGAUAUCAGUACUGCAGAAGAUAAUGUUAUGAGAACUAACGAGAGACGUUUCAUUUCUGUAUCUGAAGGUAUUUCAUGUGAGGAGGAAAAUAUGUAUUCAUUUUCAAGUGAUAUCAGCUCUUAUGAUUCUGACGAGAUUGACAGCCGUUGUCAUCAACUUGAUGAUGAUGGAGUAGAGCAGCAGAAAAAUCUUGACACCCAAAAGGAGAAGACAUGGAAGAACGAGGAGAAAGAUAAUGGAAUGGUGAACGUGGAGGAAGAGACCAAAGGUUUAAAAAAUAGUUUAAAUAUUUAUGCUAGUGCAUUUGAACCUUCAGCAAAAGUAGUACCACAAGAAGAGCAGAAGGACUCUUAUCAUAGAGAAGAUGCUGAAACAAAAACAGCUGCUAGACUUGUUUCUGCUCCAGCUGAAGAGAUUCAGUUGAAUGCUGCAACCUCAGAGUAUAAUGCCUUCACACAUUCAAAACCUGGGUGGUGGCGCCUGGAGGAAGGUCAGACUGAAGGCUCAGGUCUGUACCAGAUGCUUGCAUACUCACAAAGAACAGCUGUUCCUCCGGUUACAGCAGACCAGUUUCAAGUACCUCACUUAAAAACAUCUACUUCACCUGCGCUUCCUUUGCAUCAGUUCCCUAAAUCAAGUGACGGUAAUACCCUGACAGAUGAAAUCCGAAAUUUUGAGGAGAAAAUAAAAGUUUUAGAAAGUACAGUGAAGACACUGGAAAUGGAGUUGAAAAAUGAGAAGAAUGAAAAUGAAAUACAUAAAAAGACUUCAGAAUUAAAAGUGGAAGAAUUGGAGAAAAAAAUCAAGGAAUUAGAGUUAGAGAGAACUGAGGUCGUGGAGGGAAAGGAUGAAGAUAUCAGAAGCCUGAAGGAGAAAUUAAGCAAGAAAGAAGAAGAAUGCGAAGCAGAAAAGUCCAAAUGUGAAGAAGUAAAAAGUGAAAAAGAAAUAUCAGAAAACAGGGCAAAGGAAAUCAUGAGAAACCUGAUAAGUGAAACAGGACAGAAAGUGAAAGAGCUAGAAGAGGAAUUGGAAGUAAGAAAACGUGAUAUGAAGCAGUAUCAGCAUCUCGUUCUGAAAGCAAAGAAAGAGACAGGAGAGGUUCAAAUAAAAUUCUUGAAGCAGAAAUGCUUUGAUGUAUUGGAAGCCAUGAGGUGCAGGGUGAAAUAUCUCACAGAUUCUGGUAUCCCAACUAAGACUGACAUUGCAGUAGCUAUAAAGAAUUGGGAACAAUAUCUUCUUGCCAUUACGGAACAUGAAAUUCAGUUCAGAGUACAUUGUACAUCAUUGAAUGAAAAAUCAGGAAACAUUACUCUGGCAGACUUCAUUAAACUAGAAUGGCCCGAUCCGCCCAAAGAACCCAGUUGUCCAUUAGACCUGUUAGAAGAAGUGAUGCUGAAAGCAUUGGAUGAGGUAGAGAGUAUGAAAGAGAAAUUGAUAACUCAAGAUAAAGAAAUGUUGCAAGUGAAAGCAGAACAACUGAAGUUUCUGAAUGGUCUCACAGUAGUGGAAGAGCAACGAUUGAAACUUGGGAAAGCAAUAGAAGAUAGACAAAAAAAAGUUACAAAUCCUUUAAUCGGUAAAGAACCGGCGCUGCAGCCAGGUGUAGUGGAGGAAAUGAAUAAGGCGGUGGAGCAGUUGGGCCCCUCAGAUCCAAAGGGAGAAGCAAAGGCGGGAAAAACACCUGAACAGCUGAUGCAGUCAGAAGAGAAGGGCUUGAAGCAGAAUAUAAAUUCAGGCGCUUAUUUCGCAUCACCUUUUCAAGUUAAUCCUCUGAUAGGUGUGCCCAUAUACCAGAAUUCCACACAGGGCUAUGGAUAUCAGCCUGCGUUGCCGAGUUCACCUUAUUUCUGUCAUCCACAAAUGCCAGUGCCAAUGCAGCCGGCCCCUCCAGUUACCAUUUUCAGUUCACCUUUCCAACCCAAUACACUUUUGUCUUCUAUGGGGAGUGACAAGCCUCCAGUGCAGCAACAAGCGGAACCAAAGCCUGCAUCAGCUGUCAUUCUCACAGAGUUCACUAAAAUUCCAACCAGUGCUGCAAGUGUGGCUGGCAAAUCACAGCCACCAUUAGGAAGUAGAGAAGUGCCUGAGAAAAAGAAGUCACCCUCACCAGCCUCAGGGUUUACUCCAGCUGAAAUUACUAAAACUGUGCCAACACCAAGUACGUCUCCUACAGUAGCAAGCCAGGGGUUAGGUAUUAAAACUGUACCCAAAGGUUCUUCUUCUGCAGCAUCAUCAGUUGACAUAUCAAAACAGAAAGUACUCCAGAUGUCGAACCCUUCUGAUGCACCAAAGCCUCCAUUGCAGAUGCCAUCAGAGACCCCUACAGCCUCUGCUGUUAAACCAAGUUCUAAUAAUACAUCAGCACCAAAACCUAAGACAGGCAGUUACCAGAAACUUAUGAAGGAGCUACGCAAACACUUCCCAACCAAAACGGAUGAAGAGCUGGCCUCAAGUGUUGCCGUAGUACGUGCAAGGAAUAAUAAUUCCCUAACAGGCCAAACUGUACCCAGCAUAAUUAAUAUGGUGGAUAAAGUCCUGAAAGAUAAAUCGAGCAAGAAGCAAGGUUCAAUGGGUCUGGACAGAUUUGGUGGUGCUGCCUGGGGUGGAGUGCAAGAGUCUGCGUCAGGCUGGGCAAAAUCAAAUCAGACUUCAAAGGAUGACUGUAUUAUUUGUUUUGAGUCAAUGGAGAAAGACCUGACCUCCCUACAUUGCAAACAUUCUUUCCACACUGAGUGCAUAAGACAGUGGCUUCGCACUGAGAGUGUUUGCCCAAUCUGCCGCUUGUUCACACGUAUGGCUGAUGAAUUCCCACCGUUGUCUUAAGAACACAUGAGGAUGAUAUAACAACAGAAUCUUUUUUUCUUCUUCUUCUCCAGUGUAUAUCUAGAUGGCUUCAAAAGGGGAGAGUGUGUCCGCUCUGCAGAACUGUUGAUGAAUAUCCACCUUUAAUAUGAAGACUGUGUGGCACAUCAGUAUCAUACUCUGUUAAGAAAUGUGAUAAAAAUAACUCUGUGAAAUUGUUUGAAAAUUAUUUUUACAAUUGUGUGACCUUCGAAGUUACAUAACCACUGGUUAUGCUUGAAAACAGAUUAACAAAAAAAAACUUCAUUUGAUUAUCAUAUAGCAACUUUCAUUGUCUUUAUUAUGCUGCGUUUUCCAUUUUCCCCAAAUUAUAAUUUUUAUAUUUAAAUGACCAGUGAAUAAGCUAAUUGCAUUAAAGGGCACAUGAUUUUCAGGAUUCUUAUUUGGAUAAUACAGGCCUUGCUCCCAUAAGCUUACUUUCAACAUAUUAUACAACAGUUUGUGAUUAGGAAGCAGCUUGUAACUUCUCUUUUAAAAAUAAAUACACGCCUUCCUGAAAGUUACUUGUUAAUUGUUAAUUUUGUUUGGUUGAUACAGCAUGUGUUUAUAACUAGUAUAUCAACUCCAUUUGUCACAUUAUAUGCUGAUUUGUCUAGUGUAAAAUGAUGUGCAAAUGAAAUAGUGCAGAUACUGAGAACUCUUGCAAGAGACUUUAACAAAUAUGGAUGGUGCAUUCCUAUGUCAGUAAUUCAUAGCUAUUGUAAAGGUUGCACCACUUACUGGAGCAAGCAGUGGAGUUGAUUAAGUGUUACAUUUAUAUACUUUGGACAUCAGAGAAGUUUCAGUCUUUUAAUUUUCUGUUUUCAGAUGUUUAUAGUUGUUCGUAUUGACAUGAUCUUGUUCAACUUUUGUUUUAUACGUAUAUUAUGUCAGUGCACAUGAGCUAACUAGUUUUCAGAAAUAUUUUGCAUAUAACAUACUUCUGAAGAAAUAUAAUACACCUACACACUUCAGGAUAUGUAUUCAGCUUGCAUUAACAACACAGUACUUCCCUACCAAAGGCUUAUAUUUCAUGCUGACCAAAAAUCCAGAGUACACAUAAAAAUUAUCACCAUUACUUUAUGAUACUCUUAAUAAAAAUAAUAAUAUAAUUCCACAGGAUUUAUCUCUUAGUCUUUUUGCUUAAUGAUUAUGACCCAUUCUUUUUGUAUUUUGAAUUCAGGGCUCCAGAACUGAAACCGAAAUCUACUUUACAAAACCCACUUGUUCUUUAUUUUAUAAUAUUAAAUGUCAACUUGUGGAAUGGAAGUAAUCAUUCUUUAAUUUGCCAUCUGCAUUUCACACAUAAUGAUUCAUUAAAUUUUGAUAUGUUCAUACUGAAGCUUGAAGCAUAUAUGCUGUUCGCUUCUGUUAAGUUUUCCAUGGUGAGUGGGAAAAUGUAUUUAUGCAGUGCAGUUGAUUCUCAGACUUAAUACUAUUGAGCCCUGUUUGAAUAUAUUAAAAACCACGUAAUUUUCAAUAAACCACUAUGGAUAAACCUUUAGACUUUGAUGUUGUCUUGUUUUAUUUUGUUGUAUUUCCAGUAUAUAUCAAAGUAAUUACAAAAAGCUGUAUAGCUACAAAUAAAACAUCUUUAAAAAUGUGAAGCAAUGAGUAUAAUAUAAAUCACUCUGUCCUAUCCAGUGAGUUCAGGAAGAAGCUGUUGCAUCAUUUACCUAUGAAUGUAUAAAGGAUUAUGUUUAAGACAAUAAAACUGCAUAAUUAUUCAUAA
Messenger RNA from Cryptotermes secundus, 7057 nucleotides. RefSeq names its product E3 ubiquitin-protein ligase TTC3. NCBI's taxonomy places the organism in Eukaryota, Metazoa, Arthropoda, Insecta, Blattodea, Kalotermitidae. Gene Ontology annotation, molecular function: protein binding. The record is from RefSeq and is a predicted model, not a curated record. The transcript is spliced from 31 exons. Bases 46 to 5307 code for a protein of 1753 amino acids.